Chara braunii is the source of this 1785-nucleotide messenger RNA. The record is from the annotation of a GenBank genome assembly. NCBI's taxonomy places the organism in Eukaryota, Viridiplantae, Streptophyta, Charophyceae, Charales, Characeae.
GCCAAACUCUGCAAGCCGGGACAGGUCUUCAAGAAAUUCAAGUUCUCGGAAUUGGAGCCGAGUUACCUACCUGAGUGCUGCCUAUGCGGUGUAGGGAGGCAUGCGGAAUUUCUCAACCCUGCCGCGAUCAGGUUCUACCAACAGAAGGAUGCCUACAUGUCAUCACCGCAGACACGGGCAUCACCAUUAAUGGGCAGCUGCAGUUGAUGGUCAACGCAGGCCUCAAUCAUAUUCCUAUGAAGGCGUUGGACGAGAGUGUUGUGCUGGAGGAAGUGGAGCUCAUUGUGGACAACAUCCUGGCAACCAGCAGAUGCGAUAUGGAGUUAUCUAUGGAAGAGGAGAGGGAGGUUAAGAAGGUGGUGAUGAGGGACGCAGAGAAGCGCAUGAGGGAGUACCGUAUCAGUCAUAGGCAUAUUGUGGAGGAGCCUUUCAACAGCAUUGCGGUCAGAAGCGAAGUCGAAUGGCCGACGAAGAGAUUUCUGGUCUGCCCGACUGACAAAGCCCCGCAUACGCCAACCUUCGUAUGCGUGAACUUUAUCAGAAAGCUGGCACUCGCUCGGGUCUCCGGACUGGACUUCGGACAACUUCCCGGGCAGACAUCCGUUGUUGCUGCCAGACUGAAGGAGGAAGCCAAUGCGAUUGCGCCCAUUGGGGCGGCAACUGACAAGAUGCCACUACCGCAUCUCAUGGUGGUAUACAAGGCGCAUAAGGAGACAUUCAGGUGGAUCACCAAUACUGUCGGGAAUGUGCUCUCGGGUGUUGCGGAUGUGUGCGCGUGCCUGCUGAAGCUCCUGUCACUUGAUGUACAGGCCCUGUGUGCCAGUAAGAGUGACGCGAUCUUCGAAGAGCGAGGUGUCAGACCAAACUUUUGGUGGCCGAUCGUGUCUGUCGGUGAGUUCAUGGCCAAUCUGCCACGUCACGUAUACUCGGUCUUCACAGGGGACAUAACCAGAUGCUUCGAGACCAUACCGACAGACGGCUCCCAGGAUGGCCUUAUCUCCGCAAUCAGGUUCUUCGUACAAUGUGCCAUGGAGUGGAGGAGGGCCAGAACCACGAAGGAUGUCAUCGCUAUCAUGGUUGCGGCCAACGACUCGCUGCACCCAUACUGGGUGGACAGCGCACAGUGCAGGGAUCGCGAGCGACUCUAUUUUGACGAGGACGGGAUUGUGAAAGCGUGCGAAUGGCUUGUGUCUAAUGGGGUGGUACAGCUGGGGGACAGAGUCUGGCGGCAAGUACUGGGUAUCACGAUGGGACUGGCUUGUUUUCCCAUUCUGUGUGAUAUCUAUUUUUUUAAAUAUGAAUUCCAGCUGAUUUCUCACCUAGCUGAUGAGCAGGACUGGCAGGCACUUAAAUGUUUCAAAGAAACGAACAGAUACAUCGAUGACCUGUGUGCUCUAAACAACACACUCAUUUCCGGUUUCCUAAACAACGGAGUGCCUGGGCAGGACGCUACCCGCAAAAUUUACCCGCACGGAUUCAUCGAGGUAAAGGAAACCAUGCAGGUAAAAGAAGACGGGCAGGGCAUUGUAGCUAGCUUUCUGAAUGUUUUCCUCUCGAUCAUAUCGACGAUGAGCGGCUCAUAUGCCACUUCAAAGCACGACAAGAAGAAAGGGUUGAGCUUUCCCCCAGUCAGAUUCAUGAAGUUUAAGUCUAACCGCAGUAUUGCACAAUCUUUACAGAUCUUGACUGCACAGACAGUUUGAGCCCUCCUGCUCUGUUCCGACGAGCAAGAGGCUGCUUUUGAAAUCUAUACGUUGGUUCAGACCAUGGCUGCCAACGGCUUCG